AUGCUGUCCAUCACACCUCAAGGAGACCACCACAGCCAGUCCCUCUACCUGCCCUUUAGAUCGCUGUCCUCCCCGAGCCGGCCCGUCGACGACUUGCCCUUCCUCAGCUCCCUCGCCAGCAGCAUGGGCCACAGCCUCCACGUUGGUAACACGUCGGCGACGGCAGUGUCUAUCAAGGACGCCGCCAGCGUCGCCCAAGCUCUCGAAAUCGCCAGGGAGAGCCCCGAUGGCGCUUCAGAUCCGACUGUUAGCAGCAUCCUGGAGAGCGCUAUCAGUCAGAUCUGGUCCAAAGUAACCGCGCAACCCGAGUCGUAUGUCAUGAACCGCGAUGAGUUUGCCGUCUUCAACUACUUCCAGCACCGCUUUACUGGCAACAAGAUUGCCAUGGCCGCGCGAAAGCGCUACUGGGACAACGCCCGCGCGUGA
Molecule: messenger RNA, 426 nt
Organism: Colletotrichum higginsianum IMI 349063
Lineage: Eukaryota; Fungi; Ascomycota; Sordariomycetes; Glomerellales; Glomerellaceae
Exons: 1
Coding region: 1-426 (141 amino acids)
Source: RefSeq, a predicted model, not a curated record